This is a messenger RNA of Scleropages formosus (Asian bonytongue), 2600 nucleotides long. RefSeq names its product origin recognition complex, subunit 3 (gene orc3). The transcript has 20 exons. Gene Ontology annotation, cellular component: nuclear pre-replicative complex; nuclear origin of replication recognition complex; DNA replication preinitiation complex. Gene Ontology annotation, biological process: DNA replication initiation; DNA replication. The record is from RefSeq and is a predicted model, not a curated record. Lineage: Eukaryota; Metazoa; Chordata; Actinopteri; Osteoglossiformes; Osteoglossidae. Gene Ontology annotation, molecular function: DNA replication origin binding. The coding region runs from base 69 to 2252 and encodes 727 amino acids.
UGUCGUAAGUUGCGAGAACGUCACUUUAUACAUCUAAAUAUACGAAUACAGGUGUAGCGUUCGCACAAAUGGCGACUUCGUCUGUCUCAAAGGGCUGUUUUGUUUUCAAGCCCACUGCUAAGAAGAAGAGGAUUUCGGGUGCAGAGGACUUCUUUGUUGAUGGAAGUGAGGAUGUAGAAAAUGGGAAACUGCGCUUCCGGCUCUGUCAAUCAACCUGGGAUGAAAUGAAGGAAGAGAUCGAGCAAGUACAGGAGGAUCUGAAUAAAAAGAUGCUGGAUGGCCUUCUGGAGUUCGUCAAGAAGUCGGCUGCCAGUUUCUGGUGUAGAGACGAUGACUGGAUGUCUCGUAUGAGGGCCAGUGAGAUCCCCACAGCUGCCUUGGUUCUGGGGGUAAAUAUGCCAGAUCACACAAUAACGUUUGAGAGCAUGACUGAACUACUGCACGAUUCCCUGACGCCUUUCGUAGCAUCUGUCCAGGCCAAAGAGUGUACAGCCAUGAAGCAACUGAUGCAGAAAGUCCUGCAAAGGCUGAUGGGAACAAACGUAAUGGUGGAUGAGGACGAAGCAGAGGCAGAUCUUGGUUUUCAUACCAGAGACUGUCCCCAGAAGAGAGUGAACUGUUCUCUCAGCGCUCUCUGUGACUGGUAUCAGAGUGCGACUAAGAAAUCCCCUGUUAAGUCGCCAAGAAAAAGGCUCAGCAGCUCACAGAGCGAAUUCCUGCAGAGCCCCCCCGUCGUGGUGAUCUUUAGAGACCUGGAGGCCUUCAGCCCCCAAGUGCUGCAGGACUUCAUCCUCGUCUGCAGUCAGUACGUCCAUCAGCUUCCUCUGGUCUUCAUCUUUGGCAUUGCCACAUCGCCCAGCACCAUUCAGCGCAUGCUGCCCCACUCCGUAUCCUCCCUGUUGUGCAUCGAGCUUUUCCAGUCGCUGUCCUGCACCCAGCACCUGGCCACCAUCAUUGACAAGUUGUUCCUGACUUCCAAGUUUCACUUCAAGUUCAGUGCCAAGGUGCUGCAAGUGCUGGUGGGAAUUUUUCUGUAUCAUGACUUCUCUGUGUGCAACUUCAUCAAAGGCCUUCAGCUGUCCCUGCUGGAGCACUUCCAUAGUCAGCCUCUCAGCGUGCUCUGCUGCCAUAAACAGGAGGCCCUGGUUCACGCCCAGCAGCUCAAUGACCGAGAUGUGGAGAGGAUCCAGCAGCUUCCUUCCUUCAUGAGGUAUGUUGAGGAGCAGGUGCCUGAGGAGCAGGUGCAGCUGCUAACCAGCAGUGAGCAUGUGAAGGGGGUCUGUCAGAAGUUACUGAAGAGCCUUCACAAAUACCACAAGAACUUCUACCCUGCUCUGAGGUGCCUGCAUGUUCUCACAUCCAUUCUGCCCAAGUAUCCACUGGGAAAACAGAUUCGAGAGCUCUAUGUGCUGUGUCUGGAGAAGAAAGUGUGGGAAACCCAAGAGUACGACUCAGCGAUGCAGCUCAUCAGGAUGCUUGCAAAGGAUGAGCUUGUCACCUGUUUGCAAAAGUGUGUGGAAAUCCUGACAUUUUGCAAGUCCAAAAAGCUGAAGAAAGUAGGGCAGCAGCUGCAAGAUAUCACUGCAACAUGUGAGAAGCUGGACAAGCUUUCCGAUGAAGGUAAUCUGGUUGAUGGUGAAGAAGGUGAUAGAGAGAAUGAUUCCUCAGGGAAGGGUCUGCAGAAAACAGACCUGUUCCACCUUCAGAAGACUUUGCUGGAGAUGAAAGAGUGUCGCAGGACGAGGAGAAAAACACCGUAUGAGAUCCUCAGAAAUGCUGUUGUAGAUUAUAUUGACAAUUUGGUGAAAACGCACCUCUAUCCACCUGAGUCGCAGCCCCUGUAUGAAGUGUGGUAUUACAGCUCCUCUGGGACUGUACGACGGCAUCUCAACGCCACGCCUCGAACCUCCAUCCAGACAGCCCUCAGUCACCCCUACUGCUACCUUCAGAACGAAGCCUUGAAGAAUGACUCGGGCAUCAUCUCUAGCGCAGCUCCGGACAUCUGCAUCAUCUACAAGCUGCACCUGGAGUGCGGGCGGCUCAUUAACCUCUAUGACUGGCUGGAGGCUUAUGCAACUGUAGCUACAGCCGCUGAAGGCAAGGAUCCAAGUGCCAUUGAAGGAGGAAAAGUGGACGAACUGAAACAUGCUCGUUUUAUCCGGGCCGUGUCUGAGCUGGAGUUCCUGGGCUUUGUGAAAUCCACAAAGCAGAAGACUGACCACGUGGCACGACUGACCUGGGGGGGCUGCUGACCCCAGCCAAGGGACAUGUUGCUUGGUAAUGAGCUGCUUAAUCGCUCCCUCAGCACAGUCUGCUCUAAAUUAAGAUGACUCGCACUGCACUAUUUGUCCGUGAGAUCCUUAACACAGUACAGGGGCAAUAGUGGUAGAAUUACUGACAUUAAAAACAGAGUGAAUUUGAAGCUGCUGCAAUGUCAUCCAUUGGUUUUAUUUUUCCAACUGAAGUCCACUUAAAGGCAGUGAAAUGUACAAUUUUAAAAAAAAAAAAAAAAGCUCAAAAUAAAUAAUGGGGGGAGGAAGUGAGGAACAAUCAAUCAAUGACCUGACAGCAGAAAUGCUUUCUAUAACCUUCAUGUGUGG